UCACCAUGGCAACUGGAAACAGACAAGCAGCGAUUGGCUGGUUCGUUGCCGUAAAGCGCGACUGCGCUUUAGCCACGCUAGCCUCGGUGGCUAACUGUAAACCGGUGCUUGUUUUGACACACGACUUAACAGUUUCAAGGCAUUUCCCCCUUUAGAGUGACAUUGAAAUGGCGGAGAAAAAUGAAAACCUCGAAGAGCAUCUGGAGAAGUUUGUCGAAAAUAUUCGGCAGCUCGGAAUAAUCGUCAGCGACUUCCAGUCGAGCAGCCAGGCGGGGCUCAACCAAAAACUAAAUCUGAUGAUAACGGGACUGCAAGACAUCGAGAAGUGCCGCCAACAGCUGCAUGAGAUCAACGUACCCCUGGAAGUCUUUGAAUACAUCGACCAGGGUCGAAACCCACAGCUGUACACGAAGGAGUGCUUGGAGAGAGCCUUGGCCCGCAACGAGCAAGUUAAAGGAAAAAUUGACACCCUGACGAAAUUCAAGAGUCUUCUCAUCUCCGAGCUCGGCAAAGUCUUCCCGGAGGAGAUGUUGAAAUAUAAGGCGAUACACGGCGACGACGCCCCUUCUUAGUCCCCCCCCUCGACCCGUUUAUAUGUGAUCAGGACAUUUUUAGGCUCGCAGCGGUCAGACCAAGGACUGACUAGCAACCGGACUGAAGCCAGCAUUCUUCUUUCUCCUAAAAUUUAAUGUAAAUGGAGUGUGUUGACCGGACAAACGCGUGUCCUUGUCGCAUGGACAUUUUAUUAACAGCAGGGUACAUUUCAAGCUCCAUACUGUACAUAAGCUGUCUCCUGAAUCUAUGAAGCGGUGGUACUUACAGUAUUUAUAAUAUCUUUUUGUAACAAUGCAUAACAGCAUAUGAGUUAACAUUUGUACACAAUGUUUUCGCUCAGGCCUUGAUAAUUCUGAACGCAGGUGAGUUUGUGUAGGCCUGCUCUUUAUUUGUAUCCAGUUUGUAUUAAAGGUUUUCUCAGUAAAUAAC
Syngnathoides biaculeatus (alligator pipefish) is the source of this 984-nucleotide messenger RNA. It is a transcript of the gene med10, whose product is annotated as mediator complex subunit 10. Gene Ontology annotation, cellular component: chromatin; mediator complex. Bases 168 to 572 code for a protein of 134 amino acids. The record is from RefSeq and is a predicted model, not a curated record. The transcript has 4 exons. Gene Ontology annotation, biological process: positive regulation of transcription by RNA polymerase II. Gene Ontology annotation, molecular function: transcription coregulator activity. NCBI's taxonomy places the organism in Eukaryota, Metazoa, Chordata, Actinopteri, Syngnathiformes, Syngnathidae.